This is a messenger RNA of Pezoporus flaviventris, 1961 nucleotides long. RefSeq names its product WASH complex subunit 3 (gene WASHC3). Lineage: Eukaryota; Metazoa; Chordata; Aves; Psittaciformes; Psittacidae. Gene Ontology annotation, cellular component: WASH complex. The record is from RefSeq and is a predicted model, not a curated record. Bases 92 to 697 code for a protein of 201 amino acids. Gene Ontology annotation, biological process: exocytosis; actin filament polymerization. The transcript is spliced from 7 exons.
GUUUCCGGGCCAAGCUCAAGAGGUCGCGUUGGGAGCGCUAGGGAGUUCCGGGGUGCGGCGGGAGGCGGUCGGCGAGUGCGGGGCCGCGGGGAUGGACGAGGACGGGCUGCCCAUUGUGGGCUCCGGCAUUGACCUUACCAAGGUUCCUGCUAUUCAGCAGAAAAGAACUGUAGCAUUUCUAAACCAGUUUGUGGUUCACACAGUGCAGUUUCUCAACCGCUUUUCUACUGUUUGUGAAGAGAAAUUGUCAGCACUCUCCCUCCGUAUCCAACAAAUUGAAACAACACUCAAUAUUUUGGAUGCUAAGUUGUCCUCUAUUCCUGGCCUAGAAGAUGUGAAAUUUGAAGUGUCCAAUGCAAAUAUGAACAGUGUUACAAAUGGUCCUGUGGCACAAGCUACUACAGAUCAACAGACAGAUGUAUCACCUCAAUCUGGACAGAACAAUAUACAUGAAGAAAGGUUACAGAAAAUGGAGGCAGUAACAGAAAAUGUCAGAACUGUGGCCAAGGAUCCAAGAUACGCCAGAUAUCUUAAAAUGGUACAAGUGGGUGUUCCUGUAAUGGCAAUACGAAACAAAAUGAUUUCUGAAGGCCUAAAUCCAGAUCUUCUAGAGACCCCAGAUGCCCCCGUGCCUGCCUGGGGAGAUGAUGGGAAAGCAGAAGAGAGUUCUGAUAGCGAAUCUUCAUUUAGUGACUGAAGAGACUCAUUUUGGCCUUUGGAAACCUCUGUUAAAUGCUGAUAUGUUUGGAACUUUAGCAGACAAUGGUUUUGGUGAGUCACAUGGGAAACAUGAUUUAUCAGAAAGCAUUUUUAAGAACUAAGAUCCUUCAUGUUCUCUCCCAAAAAGUUUGAACAAGCAGCGCGUUUCAACCUGGACCUUUCCACCAUGAAAGUUAAUUGUGAGAUCCUUGCAUCUUUUAUGCUGCAUCAUUUCGGAUGCCUUUCUAAUUCUUCUGAUACCACUUUGUAAAUAAAAAGUCCAUGCCUCUAAACCUUCAGGUCUCUAAGACUGCAUUCUCAUCAUUAUUGGAUUUUCUUUGUGACAUAUUUAAAUUGCCUUCUUUCUGUGCCAUGAGUUACACAUAAAGUAACUUUUCAAAAUGAAAUUGUUUCAUUCAUGAAUCAUAUUUUUUUUCUAAUAUACUAUAUGCUAAGUGACACAUCAAGAAUUACAUAGAAGUCAACUAUCUCAUAGUGAUGGCAAAUCAGUGAUACUCCGUAUUCUGAAAACCUAAAAUCCAAGUGAAAAAUAUAUUGAAAACCAAUUUGAAUCUAUUUUCAAAGUGUAUACUGCCGUUAGAAGUCACGUUAGAGUCUGUACAAAGUUGCUAAAGAAAUUCCUGCUCUCUAGAAGAGUAUCUAACUCAGGUUUCAGUGGUAUAGAAAGCUACAAACAUUGCAAGACUGGUUUGAAAAGGACCCUUAACAAAGCAAGUGCCUGGGAAGUUAUUAAUGGAAUGCCAGAUUCUUGCUACUUGUUCACUGUCAUGUGGGUCAGUGGAAGCCACUUUCUGACUGCUGAUGGGCUUACUCAAAAGCAGCUAUAUGACUGAGCAGUUUUCAUAUGGUAAGAAAUUACCUCCAAGUUGGUGCCUUUGCUGAUAAUUCAUGCAAAAAGCCAAAAUUCAGUUUGUAUGACAAUAAAACUACCUUGGUACUCCUUAAGGUAUGCAUUGGGAAGCAAUAUGAAGAAAACCACUUGGCGCCUGACUGGCCCUGAAGACUUCCAUCCAAAUUACUUCAUCUACUCCAUGAGUCAAAAAUGUAAUUUCAUUAAAGAAUCUUCUUUAACAGAAUUUGUUCCAUAUGAAAUUCUUCACGAUAUAUUUGAAUUCCCCAGAUUACUGUGAUUAUACCAGAAUGCUGUGGGCCAGGCAAUUGUUUGCUUUCUGGUAUUUCACAUUCUUUACAAGACCAAGACUAAAACUGAAGCUCAAAGUAUGUAAACUUGUUAGCUUUCA